ACACGCGUAUUAGGCGAACUUUUAACACGAUGCCCCAGCCAGCCCUCAAACGCGGCGCAUUGAUCGUUUUCGAAGGCUGCGAUCGUACUGGAAAGACUACUCAAUGUAAACGGUUGGUCGAUAAGCUCAAAGGUGCGGGACUCGAAGCAAUGUUCAUGAACUUUCCGGAUCGCUCGACACAAUGUGGCCAACUGAUAAACGGCUAUCUAAUGCGCAAAGACGACUUUACUGAUGAAGGGAUCCACCUGAUGUUUACACUAAACCGCUGGGAAAAGAUGAAGGAGAUGGAGAAGCAUUUGAACAGUGGCAUAAGCCUUCUCAUUGACCGGUACUCUUUUUCGGGGGUUGCUUUUAGUGCCGCAAAAGGUUUGGACAUCGAAUGGUGUAAAGCACCGGAAGCUGGACUGUUGAAGCCGGAUUUAGUUGUUCUAUUAACGGUGGAUGCAGAAACGCUCGCAAAACGUGGUGGUUUCGGCGACGAGCGUUACGAGGUGGCUGAGUUUCAGAACAAAGUGAUGAAAAUGUAUCAACUGUUGAAAGAUGAGGAAUAUUGGAAAGAAGUAACCGCUAGUAAGCCACUCGACGAGCUAACGGAUGAAUUGCACGGCUUAGUGUUGAAUACAAUAAAACAUUGCAAAGAUAAAGCUUUGCAGAAACUCUGGUAA
This is a messenger RNA of Anopheles cruzii, 665 nucleotides long. RefSeq lists its product as uncharacterized. Gene Ontology annotation, molecular function: dTMP kinase activity; ATP binding. Gene Ontology annotation, cellular component: cytosol; nucleus; cytoplasm. Bases 30 to 665 code for a protein of 211 amino acids. Lineage: Eukaryota; Metazoa; Arthropoda; Insecta; Diptera; Culicidae. Gene Ontology annotation, biological process: dUDP biosynthetic process; dTTP biosynthetic process; dTDP biosynthetic process. The transcript has 2 exons. The record is from RefSeq and is a predicted model, not a curated record.